Messenger RNA from Lymnaea stagnalis (great pond snail), 13785 nucleotides. The record is from the annotation of a GenBank genome assembly. Lineage: Eukaryota; Metazoa; Mollusca; Gastropoda; Lymnaeidae.
AAUAAACGUCAGAUGAAUAAUACCAUCGCAACUUAUCACAACACCUCCUUGCAUUGUUAUUUGGAAGUCAGACGUAAAACAGCGAAAGGUGAUAGACCUAUCAAUAGUAUCGGUUUAAAAUACUACGAAAUCACGCAAAAAAAUUUAUUCACGGUAAACGCAAAAAAAAACACGAUUAUUAGGUUUGUAAAGUUGAAGAUAGAGUCUGUAAAACUAAUUAGUCUAAUUUGAUUCAUUUGUAUUUGUAGACUAGGCCUGCAUAAGCUAAAUUAGAUUAAUACUUUAGUAUUAGUAUUAUCUUUAAAUUAGUAAGUAGACUAAUAUUAGAUUAUUAUAAUAAAAAUAAUAAUCUAAUUACUAUUUAGAAUUAAACUGUUAUUUGUCACAUGCCUCCUAGACUAAAGUUCACUAUACUAUACUCCUAUGCCUAUAGUAAUAGUAUAGUCAUAGUCUAUAGUAUAAUUAUAAUCUAUUAUAGAUAUAGUUUAGUAAAGUAUAGUCUAUUAGUAUAAUUAGUUAGGAUAAUAAAUUAUAUGAAUAUGAUGAUAAAUACAUUUACAUAUUUACAGAUUACUAUGAAUAUGAGAUUAUUAAUUGUUUAAUUAAUAGUUUGCCCCUCAAUUGGCCGCCAAUUAGUAUUACUUCUAUUAGUAGUAUGAGAAAAUGAUGUAUUUUGCUCUCAAAUAUCUAGGCCUGGUAAAUGUGAAGAGAUAGCACUGGGUUUUUUUUACCAUGGCGAGGUUAUGUCCUAAAUUUAUCCCUAAACCUAACCUGAACCCGAAAAGUAUCCCUAAACACUAACAUGGGUUUUGAUUUUGACCAUAUCAGAACCAGGGACAAAACAUGCAAAUGACGUCAGGGUGCUAAUCUAUCUCUUCACAUUAGCCCUAGGCCCUAUUGAAUAUGUUACGCACUGGCUUCUAUUGUGAGAAAUUAAUCUCUUGUUUUAAGUUAUGGCUCGUUCAAACAGUGCCUAACAAAGGACGAUACCAUAGAUAAAUAUGCUAACAAAAUUACGACACCCAAAACAGUACCAAUUACAAUUAAUAAGAUUUAAUUAAGUAAUAAUACAAUUACAAAACAAAAGAAAUAUCAUGACAAAUCAUCAACUUACAGUAUGGUAGAUCUUGUACUGGUACACAGUACACAGUUAGUACAAUGUGCCAAUUAAUAAUGUACAAUGACGAAAUGUGAAUAAACACAUUUAUAAGAACACAAAGAAUAAUACACGUCUCGUAAAGUUACAAAUAUCUAUCUAAAUCUCCGUCCCUCUGUAUCUGUCCAUCCCUUAUAAACAUGUAGCGUAAGAAGCUUCCUGAAAAGACUUAUGACGUGUUGUUUACAUUUCUCGGGUUAUCGAGAACAUUCGACAAGAUACCAAGAGACGCUGACGGUUGGCUUAUUGGCUUAACUGAUGUUUAGAAAUAACGGUUAAAGGAUUAUUACACAUAAUUAGCCAUUACACUUAUAAUGAACUAGAUGAUAAUCAAUUUAUUUACUUUAUAAACAUUCACUGCUCAGUUUGCACCACAAACUAUUCAUAUAUGGCGUUGGUUAAGAAUGAGGCUAGUUUGUUUCAGUAUCUAUCGGUAAGUAAGUAAAUCAAUAGUUCUAUGUAAAAUGUAUGAGAUAAAAAAAAAUGGAUAUAUAUGUUAUAAAACUGUAUAAUUCCGGUUACAGAGUGCAGUGUAUCUAUUCGACUUUAUCCUUAUAAAAAUGGGGUGGGGGGGGGGGUUGUGUGGUGUUGUUGUUUAAAAAGUUGAUAUUUUCCACUUUUCUCCAUUACACAUUCCCUGAAAAAAGCAUUUUUAAAAUAAAUAAUUCUCUGUUUAACAAAUAUCAUUUAGAAUAAAAUCUCCAUUCUGAUAAACCUCCUUCAAACAGUAUUAAUUUGAACAAUGUUCGUUCAUACAAAUUUUCAGAGAAGGGUUUUUACAAUUUUCAAUGUCAUAGCUGACAUGCAAAGCCACUCAUGUUAGGAGUAGAUCUCAGAAAAGUGGCUAUGAUUAUUUAUACUAUUUAUAUCAGCAUAAAAAUAAAAUGUGUCUUUUUUUACAAAAUUGAUAAAUGAGAAUUCUUGUGCAUUCCCAAUGAGGCACCAUCUUAUCUAAAAUGCUACUCCCCUGGUACUUGUAUUUUUAAAAUCUUUGAAACAUGUGCAAGAAAUCUUAAUACAUUUUUUUCAUUUCUCAUCAAUAAUUUCCAUUUUAGUUUUAAAAAAAUGGAACAUUGUUUCAUUUAUAACUGGCCGAUAUACCUGGGUUUGCUUGGAUUUGUAUUCAGAAAAAUUUCUAAAGUAUUAUCAGCACACACAUACAUUAGGGUCCCUGCCAAAAACACUUUGCUAAAGUACCAAUGAAAAUUUUUCCCCUGUAAAAAGCCUUAUUUAUAAUAACACUUGUAAACUUUGAAAUUGGGGCCCACCCCUUUUCAGUUAAUAUUUAAAAUGUGCCCAGCUAAAAAUCAUAAAUUAAAGACAAAUACAACUUUUUUAAAAUAUAUUCACCAAUGCCAAAGCUAUGGCCAUUUAUCAAUUAAAAUAAAAAUAGGAUCCCUGGCAUUCCAAACGGGGCCAUUUUAGUUUUCCUUAAGAUAAAGGCACUAUAAAAAUCAUUCAGAUAUAUAUUCAAGUUCAUUUUUUAAAUUUUUCCCAUAUAAAUAGUAAUUUUUACUAUUGGUCCCCCCCGGCAGAAAAAGAACUUAAUCUUUAAUAUUUUGCAGCGCUGAGUAUUUUAGGUUGGAUGACAAACAAAUUUAUGUUAUAAAUUGGCCCUUUAAAAUUUUACAAUGUUAAAUCUAGUAUUAACCAUUAAUUGUAAUUUUAUUUAUGAACCCCCCCCCCUUUUUUUUCCCCUUUAUUGGAUUUUUUUUUUUAAAAGCCUGAUCAGCAUUUUCUUCUAGAUAUUGAAGUGCUAUAACUAUGUAUCCCAUGUUUGAUCAAGAUCCAUUUAUUCAUAUAGAAACAUGUGGUGCUAACAGAUUUGAAAUCUUAUUAAAGAUUUAAAUUUUUUAAAUUCCAUUUAAGACAUACAACUGAUUGUUUCAUCAUUUAUAUAUUGAUGAAUACCAUUAUAACGGCUAAUGGUUUUUCAUUUUACAUUGUCUUUUAAUGUUUUUAACUGAAACACUACCAUGCCAUUAGCUGAUGUCAUAAAAAAAAAAAUUUUUUUAAAAGCAAGACCGAAACUUAUUGUGUGUGGCAUUUAAAAAGCUAAUAAUGAAUGUACAAUAUGUAGGCCUACAUAAUAUUAUACAAAGAGAGGGAAAUCAACUAUGGACUGAAAAUAUUCUGUAAUUAACAAAUUGUGUCUUUGAGAUGUUGCUAUACUCAUAAAAUGCACCCACACAUUCAUUGACAUGGUUUUACCAAAUACUGAUUUAGGGCUUAACCGUUCAAUAACAAAAUUGUGAUUUUCCUUUCCUCAACACACAUCUACAAUAUAAAGUUGGUAAUAACAAUUAAUAAUCAAACCCUCCAGGGCAGUAAAUCCCUAGCUAUGCCAAAGCACCCUGUGUGCAAGCCCCUAAACUAUUUACAAACAAAGAAACAUAGUGACACUGAACUUUAUAUAGUAGAUUGCCAUCUCUUUAUAGCUGUUUUUUUAAACAAGUAUAAAUUAAAAUAUAAUGUAUACAUUUUUGUGUCUUGAAGUGUUGAAGACAGAGGCAAGACAUAUAUUUAAAUAUAACCAAACAUUCAAAUGUGAAUCCAUUAAAAAAUCAUCAACAACAUAAAUUAUUUAUAAAAUGUUCCCUAAGUGGGGGGACAUACUUUAUGAUCACCUGCACCCUGUUGUGAGUUAGUGUAAUUAUAUUCAUUAAUUGUCCCACAAUGCUGUAUAACUUCUGUUCUGAUGUGUUGUCAUGUUCUUUCACUCUGAUCCAUACAGAACUCUCAAAACAUUUACUCCUCAUCAUGACCACAGCCCAAAGGGCCACUGGAUCUGAAUGAUGAUGAUCAUUUUUGAUCCAGCAAAUGGCAUGUUGUUGUUUCUGUAGCAAAUCUGUUUUGAUUGGAUGAGGUGGGAAGGGGACACGGACCUACCCUUAUCCAUAUGCCAUACUUUGAGAAAGAAGGAGUGGAUUUUAAAUUAAAUUUUACUUAAUACAUGUCAUGCCAUGAUUAGUAUGUGGUAAAUGCCAUGUUUAGUAUGUGGUAAUUGCUAUGAUUAGUAUGUGAGAAUUGCUAUGAUUAGUAUGUGGUAAUUGCUAUGAUUAGUAUGUGGUAAUUGCUAUGAUUAGUAUGUGGUAAAUGCCUUGUUUAGUAUGUGGUAAUUGAUAUGAUUAGUAUGUGGUAAAUGCCUUGUUUAGUAUGUGGUAAUUGCUAUGAUUAGUAUGUGGUAAAUGCCUUGUUUAGUAUGUGGUAAUUGCUAUGAUUAUUAUGUGGUAAUUUUCACAUGAAUUUUGUUUUGUUAUUACUUUUAUUGACUCAUAAAUGUAAUUUUGCCUAAUGUGAAGUCAAGUUUUCGUGUAUUAUUUUCCUGUUUUAACAUUGACACUUUGUUCUCAAUACCAUUGUGCAUGACUUAGUCUCAAUUUUCUCAAAGUUCUGUAUUAAACUACAGUUCUGUUGAUGGGGGCUGAGAUUCAAUCCUACCCCACACACACACACACACAUACACCCACACACACAUGGAUGGAAUUUAGUGACAAAUGUAAGUGGUUGUGUACUUUUUAAAAAAAUCUGCAGUACAGUUCCUUACAGUGCAAUUUUGUUGACAACUAAUAUAAUAUAUAUGAUGUACUCAACAUUCAUAUUUGUAUCUCUCUUUUGGGUGGAGUCCCAAAGCUGAGUCCCCUUUAAUGCUAUUACCAGAUAUUAUUGAUUCUACAAGUAAAUGUCAUAACAGUCUUUCUUUCUCUUAUUUAUCACUGUCACUGAAUUUCCCAUUAUUAUUUUUUUUCCCACACUCAUUGAUCAGCAAGUUUUGAUGUAGUAAUAAAAAUCCUAUUAUUUUCCUGUCCUUUUGUUACGUGUCUAAUGUGAUUAUGAAGCACGACUAAGGCUAGCUUAUAAGUUUCAUCACUCAAGGUAGAAUGAGUUUUCGUCUUAUUUAGUUGAUGUACAUCUACUGGUAAGGUGUUUUAUUUUUAUUCAAGUCUUUUAGUUUUUUUAAAACUCUUGAUUUCAUUUUAAUAUUAAAAUUAUCUUGGUAUAAAUGCAUUUAUUAUGUGUCCAUGUUCAAAGUCAAUAACCUAUAAUAACUGAAAAUGAAUCUAUUAGUGUCCCAUACUAUGUGCUGUGUAUAAUAUUUUCAGGAAAAAGAAAUAUGAGUUGCUGCUUCUAAAACAGAUUAUUUCUGACUUUAAAAAUGAAGGUUGCAUGCAGUAGUAGAAAAUAUAAAGCUUUAACUUACAUAGAUUUUAGUCCAAUACAGUUUGCUGUGUGACUUAAUGCAUUUAAAUACUUUCAAAAUGUAUUUAUCUGUGAAGUUAAAGUAAUGGGAAUAUGCGUAGAAGAUGGAUGGUCAAAUCUGCUAUUAUGGAAAAUUUUAAGCAAUUAUUUAUGGCCUUAGCUUGCUUUAUUUAAAUGAAAUUUUAACGUUUUUUAGUGAAUUGAUACAAAUAAGUUUUGACCUGUGCCCAGCACGAACAGCCCAUAGACUUAUUUUUUCUUAAAUAGACAAGCUUAUUUGGAUAUUGAUCACUUUAUAUUAUCUUUACUGCAUAACUAAAAGUUUUAUAGGCAACAUAGAGUACAUGGCUGCAUAUUUAUUUGUGUGUUAAGAUUAUUAAAAUUGUAUUUAUUAAGAUUAUGACUAAAUGUACAUGACCUGUUCUUAUAAUUUAUUGACGUUACUAAAUUUGAUAGCAUGUAUUUGAUGCUUUUAUAUUGUAGUUAAUUAUAAUAAAAAAAAUAAUGCUUUAAUGCAGUCAAAACAGCAUGACCUACUUACUAUUUGGGCAUGUGGUGAUGAUGGGUGAUAACAGCCAUGUGACAUAACACAGCUUUAAUUACAACACCAUUCAAUGUUUAGGAUACCAAGAACCAAAUAUUAGUCACCAUUUUGUACUGUUAUAGUAAAUGCAAGAAUGUAUUUUGUUUGCCAUCUUAAAAAUUGCUUUUGAAAUUAUAUUACUUUUUGACCUGGUUGUUUUUUUUUUUAAAUGGAACGUUUGGCGCCAUAUUUGUAAUUUAGAUUUCAUGAAUAGCUUUUUUUUUAAUAUUUUGGUCUACCUAAAUAAAUUUAUUUUUUCCAUUUAUUCAAAGAAUGUUUGGAGGAGACAGGAGGUAGGGUAGGGCAUUUUGAUGAAUGAUGGGGAACUUAAUGUAUCAUCAUAUUACUCGUAUUGAAAUCCUUAGAAAUGUGAAGUUUUAAGGAAAUGGUCUUAUGUUUCAGAUCCAAUGGCUGACUUGUUUGUGGCAUUACCUCCAGUAACAGCUAAUAGUGCUGUGGUUUUCGGUAAAAACUCUAAUAGACCAGCAUCGGAGGUACAAGAUGUUAUAUAUUGUCCUGCUAAAGAUCAUCUUAGAGGUGAAAAGGUUAAGGUAAGCUUUCUGCAAAAUUUAUUUUUAAAAAGACAAGGCAACAUGAUAACAUUCCAAGAAUUAAAUAUUUCUUUUGACUUUUAUAUGGAAAUUUCUACCUAGAAUACCUGCUUAUUUUAGCAUUGGCUGUUCAAUAGAAAAGUUAACUCAGGGCAGGUGAUUUUGCAGCUUUGAAAUGAAUGUUUUUAUCACCUCUUAACAAAGACUUUAAAAACUGCUAAACUUCUGCAAUUCUUUGAGACAAACACUAAGUAAGGCGUUCCGUUGCAUUUCUGUUUCAUGCUUUUCUUGACAAUAUGGAUGACAUUCCUGCAAGAUAAUUGACAUAUGAAGAGCUAUUCUCAGGAGACUACAAGCCAUUAAGAAAGUCAAAGAAACUAUCAUUAGAGACUUCUUAUUUGCUAAUGACUGCACCCUAAUUGCAAGCUCAGAACUGAAGAAGCAGGAAAAACUUGAUCACUUUGCUAAGGGUUGCGACAACUGAGGCCUUGCCAUGAGUACAAAAGAAAAUCAGUGAUCUUGCAUCAGCCAGGGUCAGGAAACUUUUAUAUAGAGCCUCACAUUUCAGUCAGAAUCUCCCAGCAGUUCAAAAUUUGACAUAUUUAGGCAGCACCUUCAAAUUGUAAGCAACAAUAAAUGAUGAGAUCAACAGAAUUAUAAAGGCAAAUUUCAUAGUUGGAAGACUUCACAGCAGUGUCUGGGACGACAGGGGUCUCCAAGCUGAAUUUUAUAUAGGGCAAUUUUACCAACAAUUAAACAAUGUGUUUUAUUAGGUUAACUGAACUGUUGGCAGGUUGAAUGAAUUAGAAAUCAUACUGUUGCACAAUAUUACCAAAUGUUUUGCGAUCUUUGACUUAUGGUAUUUUCUUUUUAGUGCACUUAUAUAGAUAUUGAUCAAGUGAACCACACCCAUGCUGUGAUUCUUAGCAAGCCAUCCUGGAUGUGGGGUGCAGAAAUGGGUGCUAAUGAACAGGGAUUGGCUGUGGGAAAUGCUCCAGUGUGGACUAAACUAAAUGGACCCAAAGAUUUAGAGAAAAAGUUACUUGGAACUGACAUGGUGCGGUGAGAAACCUGCUUAUUAAAAAUAAAAAAUGUAACCAUUGAAAUAUAUAUAUAUAUACACACGCACAUACAUACAUACUUAUAUAUAUAUAUAUAUAUAUAUAUAUUAUAUAUAUGCUACAAAAUGAAGGCAACAGAACAGCAGCUGCAGAGCACAAAAGACAUGCUAGAAACAUUUGAGUUACUCUGCUCUUAGAGAUUUUCAUCAAUCCUGUACAUUUACUGCACAAAAAAAUUUAAUGCCAUUUGUGCGCACACAGCAAAGUUAACAAUGAGCUCAUAUACGUGCCCAUGUUCAAUUUAGACUGAAGACACACAUGAAUAUAUCACUCAGUUGAACGACUAAAACUAAACGACUUUCUAUCAAGAACAAGUUUAAACUAAUGACAAGUAUAAAAUAAUUUGACAUUUCUUAAAAUCCAUUAGUACAGAUAUGCAAAAAAGUCGGUGCAAAAAAUAUUUUCAUUUAAACAUUUUUAAGUUUUGUUUACAUUAAAUUUGAAUCCUUUGGCUACAAAGAGUGCUGCUUAAUUACACUUCUGAUGUCUUUAAUUUUUUUUUUUUACUCCUUAAGAAACAUCUCCUUUAUCAUUUUAUCAUGCCAAGUGGGAUGUCAAGAAAUAAGGUGGAGAAACACUUAUAUUCACUAAAAUGUAUGUAUUAAUUCUCGAACCUUUAAUUUAAUAAUGAGUUAGUAAGUCUUUAAUUAACUUCAUUUUUACUAUAUAGAUUAAGCCUAGAACGAGCAUCAACUGCACGUGAGGCCCUUAAUGUCAUCACAGAACUAUUGGCUAAUCCUGGCCAGGGUGGCCCAUGUACAGAUGAGCCUGGUAAAGAUGGAUGGUGUUUUCAUAAUAGUUUUCUAAUUGCUGACAGCUCAGAGGCCUGGGUACUUGAGACGGCCGGGGCUUUAUGGGCAGCUGAGAAGAUUUCAGGUAGUUGACUUAAUGUUAAGUGUAGAGGCUUUUAAUAAUGGAAUUUUAAACUAUGUUAAUACUUUAAUAAUUUAAUGUAGCAAAUUCAAAAUAAAAACCAAAAUGCAUACAAUUUUCCUCUGUUGAAAAUAAUAAUCUCAAGUUUUUAAUAUUUCAUCUAAGUUCUUAAAACAUUGAUUGAAAAUGGUCAUUUAGAAUCAGAUACACUUAAUAAAAUUUCCUUUUUACUUCAAUAAUAAAACUAUUGUCAUUUAUUGCUGUUUUUUGUCUGCAAGAUGGUGUUAGAAAUAUCUCCAAUGAACUCAGCAUAAGAACCAAAAUGGACCUAACAUCCCCAAGUCUUGUUCAGGAAGCUAAGAAUCUGGGUCUGUAUUCAGAUGAUAUUGGAGAAUUUGAUUUCAAGUCCACAUUUUGUGCACAGUCUCAGGCUGGGAACACAUCAGCCAAUAGCACAAGCUUUCGCUAUCGCCAUGGCCACGAAGUGAUGGAGAAAGCCAUAAGCUCAGGUUUGUCUUUUUUUAAAAAGAAUUAUUUUGGCACAGAGAAAGACAAUGUUUCUGGUAUAUAAUGAAACAGAAGAAUUGGUCUGAAAGAAAUGAAGGUCAUUUAAAAAUGACAAUAAUUUGUUUGGGGAUUUAAAAAAGCUGUGAUAUAACAUAUUUAAAAUAACAAAAAGAUAGGUUUCUUGGCUUCAUUUAUUGGGGACCAAAGGUAAGCAUGGGCUAAAAACCUUGGAUAUUGGAUAUACAAGAGAGUAGAAGUUAAUAGUUGAAGCUAAGCAGGAAUUUGAUUAAACCUUUAAAAAUCUUCUUUAUUAGACUUAUAUGAGCAUGGCAUUAGAACUAGGACUUUAGUAAAAUUAAAAUUAAAUUUCCUUAAAUUUUUUAUUUUUUUUUAGUUGGGAUGGUGUCUAACUAUUAGAAUAAAAGAUAUGCAUUAAAAAAUAUACAUAUAUAUACUUAUCUAUCUGGUGCAGUGUGAUUUCUGAUUAGUUUUCCUAUUGCAAUAGAAAAUCUUUCCAAAGCACCUUUUUAUUUAAAAGUUUAUUGUUAUAUAAGUUAUUUGCAACUAAGCAUGUAGGAUGGUAAAGUUAUUAAAUGUCUUUCAAUUUUUAUCCAGGUAAAUUUGGUUACCAAGACAUGUUCAGAAUUCUCCGAGAUGAAGAAGGAGGGAUUUGUAUGAUGGAUGGAGGGUUCAUCACUGCUGGCAGUCAGGUCUCAGUUCUGUUUCCUGCGUCAUCUCCUGCACCCAGUGUCCACUGGUUCACAGGCACACCCAAUCCGGCAACCUCCAUCUACAAACCUUUCUUUUUUGGUCCAGGAGCAGCUGUUGGUGAUGUGACUUUGUCUCCCCCGAAUGAAGCUGUUUGUGACCAAGGAGAUCGAGGCCACGCACUUUAUCGGGGACACAAGAAACUAUGCAACAUGAUGGACACACAGGAAGAAAAGGGACAUAGUGUGCUGGGCCAGCUGCGGGAGCUAGAGAAAAAGUGCUGUGAAGAUGUGGAUGAGAUUGUAGCCAACUACAAUGAAGCUACUUUCCCAAAGUUGAAGCAAAUAUUUCAACACAUGGCCAGCAUGGAGAUCAAUUUUUACCUUUGAAAAAGUGAUAAGGUGGUGGUGGCAGCGGUGUUGAUAUUCAAGUGCAUUGUACCAGUGGUAUUCAAAUCCUCUAUGCUCUUAUUAUAAUUUUUUUAUUAGUUUUGAAUGUUUUUACAACAAGAAACUAAACUAAUUAAGUAAUUAGUUGUGGAGCCUUAUGGUGGCACCAAGGCAAACACUCUUGUUUUUAAGGAAUAAAUACAUUUAAAAAGAUGCAACAAAGUUAAUAUUAUUAAUUUUAUAAAAGUGUCCUUGUUCAAAUUAGUAGAGUGGGUUCACUACUGGCACAUUUCAUUGUUUGUAAUAUAAAAAAAGAAUGAAGGUAUCUUUUAAAAGGUUAUCAAUACCACUGGUUAAUGCUAAGUAAAGAAAGGGUCAGUUUAAGUAGAGGAAAGUUCAAUAUUUUGAAUGAGGUAAUUAAUCCAACAUUAUCUUGGUAUAUUGAUAUUGUGCAAUAAGUGUAUAGGAUGCAGUCUAGCUUUUUUCCUAGACCAAAAAAUUAAGCUGCUUUUAGUUUAUUAAUGUUAAAUUGCUAGACUGGAUUUUAAAAAAGAUGGACUGUACACUUUUUUGAUUUUUUUUUUUGAAGUUGAAUGUUGAGCUUUAUAUUGUGUGUUCUAUGUGUAUAAUGUGUUUAGAUUUUUUGUCAAACCUCUUAAUUAACCUAGAACUUUUUUUAACAAAGAUUUAGAUCGCCAAAUGGGAAUUUUUAAAUAGUUAACAGUGCACACUCUGUGAGCUGAAAGAAUGUAUAUACUUUUAUUUUUAAUUUAAGUUUGUUAAAUAAUAUAACAUUAAAUAAAGCCCAAAAGUAUUGACUUCCUGUUGAAAAAAAACUGUCAAAGAAACAACUAAUGAUCACCAAAAAUGACCAAUAGACCUACCAUUUUAAUUAUGCUGAGCCAUUUUGGAUUAUUAGUAUCACAGCUUUUAGGUCAACCCAUACAAAAAAAAUCAUUCCAAAGUCUUUUCUCACUGAUAAUUGUGUUUAACUAUCCUAAAAAAUGUUUCCUUCUAGUUUCAUUUUUGUUAUUUGUGUAUAUUCAAUUGUUUAUUUAUUGCCAUGAAUGUCAUAGUCUCAUUCACCUGUUAAACCUUUGCUCCGCCCCUCCUCCUCAUGAUCAAUUGGAGUGAACUUACUUCUUCUCUUUUCUUUCCAUUUUUGCCUGUAUUUAAUCUCUCACGUACUUAUUAUCUGUCACAUCCUAUUGCUGCCCUCUGGGAUAUAACAUCUCAGCUAAGUGUUAUUUUAUUAAAUUAUGUUUUUACUAUUGUUUGUUUGCUGAUGAAGGCUUUCCGUCGUUGUUUCAUUGCGUUACUUUUUUCAGGUUUCCCCAAGUUUGUUUCACUCAUUUCCUUUUUUGCUUACCUCAUUGCCCUUAUUUACCAUUUGGAACAAAGGUAGACUAAUUGUGAUCAAUAGUCAAGAAUUAUUUUUGUUGUCAAUUUUUAAUCUUAUUUUAUUAUUAUUUCUGUUAUUCUCAAAUUUUUUAAAAUUGUAAUUUAUAUUCCUUUGUGCAAUAUUAUACAUUCCAAAUACAAAACUUUUAAUAACUAUGUUUUAGACCCAGCAACAUUUAUCAUUUAUUUAUAUUUACUUUCUUGUAAAAAUCCAUUUAUAAAAGUUUUAUUCCAAAAAGUAUUUUUGGUCUUUUUUUCCUUUGUUACUUUAGUUUCCAUCAUGACCAAAUUUUUUGGUGUUUUAAAAAAAAUUAAAUUUUUCUCAUCAUUUGUUUGUAUAGAAAAAUUACUGUAGAUUUAAAAAGAUUAGUAACCUUUUCUUCAUUAAAACCUUCUUAGCAUUUUGUCAUUAAAGCAUUUUCAGAGUUAGGAUUAAAGGUAAAUGUUACACCAAAUAGUAAUUAUUUUGUUUACCUUAAAUGUUGUUCUAAUCAGUGUCAGUGCCAACUAGUGAUUUUUUUUCCUGCCAUCAAUUAUAUCUUAGUUAUAAGCUUUAAAUAUUAGUCAAUCUGGUUUAACUUUAACUGCCAGAUAUGCUCAACUAAGUAAAUAAUAACAGUGCUACUCAAAUAGUUGAGUUAAUAUAACUUGGUUCUCUUAAUUUAUUUUGUUCUUCCUUUUAGAAUUAGAGUAUAUGACAUAAUUUUUAAAUAUAUAUCCAAGAACUGGAUGAUAGUAGGCUAUAGAUUGGAUUAUAAGUCUUAUACAGAAAAUCUAUUUUUAUAUCAUUUUGUUUAAGUGCAACAUUUUUAUGAUUUGGGCCUCCAUUUUUCUGACAAAUAUUUUAGAAAUAGUUUAAAUAUAAAAUUUAUAACAAAAAGACAGAGGUGAUUAAAAAAAAUUAUAUAGAUUUAUUGGCAACUCGUCUAUACAAGGUAGGGCCACAAAUGAACACUGUUACAGCUCUGUGUGAUGGAAAAUGUGGUGCAGUUGUCUUUGAAUGCUUACAUUACUGGUUGUACAAGAUGUUGGGAAUGUGUCAAGAUUUUAUGUAGCUCAAUCUGUUAUAACAGAGUUGGGUGACACAAAUUAGGUCAUUCCAGCAUGCAAUGUAUUUGUGGAUUAAGAAGAAAAGUUGUCACAUGAGCUUUAUUCAAGUCACUCAAUUCAUAAGUACCAACAUAAUUGAAUUUUCUUUCAAAAUUCUACCAAAAUUUUGUGUUUUUAAAAAACAUUUAUUAACUUUAGAAUUGUCAGACAAAAGUUACCCAGUCAAAAAAGGAUGCUUUUAUUGGGGGUAAGUGAUAUCCAUUUUAAAAUUCUAAAAGAUUUCAAUUUGAACAUUAACAAGUUUAGUCUAGUUCCAUAAAUCCCCGUAGGAGCUUUGCAGUUCUAAAAAUAAUAUAAAAAAACAAAUUGCGACGUCAAUAGAGAUUAAAACUUGAACUUUUUAAAAUCAUCUUUGUAUUUAAAUUAAAAUUUUUGUAUUUCACAUUAUCAUUAUCUGCAAAAAGCGGAGGUGAAUCGUCAUAGCCCCACAUUAAUAACAGGCUUCUGCCUUUACCAAAAAGUCAUUGUAGUUAAAUUUUAUUAGGCAAAGUUGUGAACAUGUAUCACUGACACUUAAAAUAUAUGGGUUUACUCAUCAGACAUAUAAAAAAUUUGUCAUUGUGAUUAGAAUUACAGAACGUAGCUCUGAUUGGCAUGAUAGGUUAAUAAUGUUAAAAUAGUGCCACCAACCCAAGUUUGUUAGAUCUCAUGACAUGAAGUUUUGAUCAUACAUGCCAACCUGUACAGUUUACCCAUAUUGUGUGAAUUUUUUUAUAUGCUUGCCACGUUGUACAGCUGUACACGCUUUUUUACAGUUUUUUACUGGAUUUAGAAAAGUAAUAUUUUUGCAAAGAUCCACAUUCAAAACUGGCUGUUAAUAAAUUCAAUUUUGGAAAACAAGAAGUUUAAAUCCUAUUGGUCCAUUCAAAAUGACCAUGUUGAGGAUAUAAUGAGUUCAAUACCCUUAUAAUUUCAAUAUACUUCGGUAUUUGAAUAUGGCUAAUCAAGUGUAAGUGUACUAAGUGUGGAUUCAAGUAGGAAUAUUUCUUGUUAACUUUAUUGAUGUAGCUCAUAUUAGAAAAAUCGACAUUUUGGGCACCCAGCACCAAACGGAAUGUUAUAAUAAGUUCAUAGCCCCCCCCCCAUGUUCCUUCUAGAUAAUGAUGAAUAUAUGUGCCAAAUUUUGUCAAGAUCUAUCAUUCCAUGUAAAAGCGUAUGCGGAAUGAAUCCACAAACAAACUUUCAC